Dictyostelium discoideum AX4 is the source of this 807-nucleotide messenger RNA. RefSeq lists its product as hypothetical. The transcript is spliced from 2 exons. The record is from RefSeq and is a predicted model, not a curated record. Bases 1 to 807 code for a protein of 268 amino acids. NCBI's taxonomy places the organism in Eukaryota, Evosea, Eumycetozoa, Dictyosteliales, Dictyosteliaceae. Gene Ontology annotation, molecular function: isomerase activity; peptidyl-prolyl cis-trans isomerase activity.
AUGGGCGAUAAUAAUAAUAAUAAUAAUAAUGAAAUUAGAGAAGAUGAAAAUGAACCAAUACCACCAUUUAAAUGUCCAGAAUGGGCAUCAAAACCAAUAUCAAAUGUUUAUUUAGAGAUUAUAAAGAAUGGUGUGAAUAUAGAUAGAGUUGAUAUUAGUAAAGAUAAAUUCACAGUAUUUGGUAGAAGUAGUGAAGUUGCGUCAGUUUUAUUAGAUCAUCCAUCAGUAUCAAGAAGACAUGCUGCAUUGGUAUAUCAUGGUGCAAAUAAUAGAUUCUAUUUAAUUGAUUUACAAUCUGCAACUGGCACUCAAGUUAAUGAUGAACAAGUUAAACCAUUAACUCCAACAACUGUUAAAGAAAACUUCACUUUUAAAUUUGGUUCAUCAUCAAAACAUUUUAUAUUAAAAGGCACUGUAAAUACAAAUCCAUCAUCUUCUUCAUCAUCAUCAUCAUCAUCAUCAUCAGAACCAAAAACAGUCACUUGCCGUCAUCUUUUAGUUAAACAUCAAGGUUCAAGAAAUCCAUCAUCUUGGAGGGAAUCUAAAAUUACAAGAACCAAAGAAAGAGCAAUCGCUAAACUUAAUGAAUAUAGAGCAACAAUUAUAUCUGGUUCUGCCACAUUUGAAGAUUUAGCUCAUAAAAAUUCAGAUUGUAGCAGUGCUAAAAGAGGUGGCUAUCUUGAUCCAUUCAAAAGAGGCCAAAUGCAAAGACCUUUUGAAGAUUGCGCAUUUUCUUUAAAAGUUGGUGAAGUUAGUGGCAUUGUAGAUACUGAUUCAGGUGUUCAUAUUAUUGAAAGAUUAGCAUAA